AUGGCAUUCUCACAAAUACUACUUUCCAACAAUUCAUCCUCAUCAACAUCAUCAACAGACGAUGUAUACUAUGAAGAUGAGUAUCCAUCACUUAACAACAAGGCCAAGACACCAACCAAAUCAACUCCAAAAUCCAAGCAACAUCAAACAACUGUACCAACAACACCAACAACGCCAAGGUCUAAAGUCCAAAAUCAACAACAACAUCAACAACAACAUCACCAACAACAACAACAGCAGGAAUAUGUAGAAUCAUUAUUUAGUGAUCAAUCAUUCAGUUUGGACAGCAUCGGGACAUCGUCGUCAUCUUCACAAUCAUCACAAUAUUAUUAUAAUCCACUUGGAUUAUCCAACAACAGUCAUCCAAGUGCAUUCGAUUGGUCAUCAAUUAUUGGAUUGAACAAUAUCAUCAACAGCAACAAUAGUAACAACAACACAGAUAACUCAACAUCACAAGCAAACUCAACAAUGUCAUUGUUUGCACAAACUCAACAACAACAGAAAACUGAGAACAUACUUUACCGCCAACCUGGUUCUGAAUAUUCCCAUUCAAUCUACACAUCACAAUAUCUCAAUCAUCAACAACUCCAACAACAACAACUACAACAACUACAACAUCAACAACAUCAAUCAGCAACAUCAACAACACAACACUCAUCAUUUUCCAAUAACUACUAUGGCAAUGGCAAUGGAACUGGCAAUGGAGUUGGUUCAUCAUCCAUCUGGGAGCAACAACAACCACGCCAAUCACAGUCACAGUCACAUCAUUUCCAACAACAACAACAACAACCUACAACGACUCAACUUCAACAUCAUCAACAACAACAACAACAUUAUCAUAACAAACAACAGAUUGAUCAGUUUGAGAAGGAUAAGCAGAGGGCAAGAGAGGCCGUGAUUGAGAAGUAUAGGAACUCACCGCAGCAUCAGCAGCAGCAGCAACCUCAGCGUCCGUGUUGUUAUUGUGGCGACGAGUCGAUAUUGGAGUGCUACCACUGUGCAAAGACAGGCUACGCCACUUACUUUUGCACGACUGAACAUCAGUCCCUAAUGUGGAAAGAGCAUCUAAGAGUUCAUCAACUGACCAGUAGUGGACAACAACAUCAU
Acytostelium subglobosum LB1 is the source of this 1107-nucleotide messenger RNA. RefSeq lists its product as hypothetical. Lineage: Eukaryota; Evosea; Eumycetozoa; Acytosteliales; Acytosteliaceae. The annotation marks the transcript as partial. The record is from RefSeq and is a predicted model, not a curated record. The transcript has a single exon.